Rhinolophus ferrumequinum (greater horseshoe bat) is the source of this 2416-nucleotide messenger RNA. It is a transcript of the gene CALCOCO2, whose product is annotated as calcium binding and coiled-coil domain 2. NCBI's taxonomy places the organism in Eukaryota, Metazoa, Chordata, Mammalia, Chiroptera, Rhinolophidae. Gene Ontology annotation, cellular component: PML body; autophagosome. Gene Ontology annotation, biological process: positive regulation of autophagosome maturation; xenophagy. The record is from RefSeq and is a predicted model, not a curated record. Bases 214 to 1563 code for a protein of 449 amino acids. The transcript has 14 exons.
GGAUUUUCGCCUCUACCAAGGUCCCCUUCCCUGCUGUGUUGCAGUUUUGUUGCAGUUGCGCCGCCGCCUGCUGCUACCCCUGAUGAGGCCCCUGUAAUUGGAGGAGGUGUUCUAGGCAGCCUAGAAGAGAGCAGCUGGCGUGUAGUGACCUGCUUCUUUACCGUCAUCUCCCGGAGCCCCUCCCACUGCCACCAUCAGAACAGGACCCCCACCAUGGAAGACCCAAUAGAGGACCCCCCCACAUCAGCUGUCUUGCUGGAUCAUUGUCAUUUCUCUCAGAUCAUCUUUAACAAUGUGGAGAAGUUCUAUGUGCCUGGAGGGGAUGUCACGUGCUAUUACACCCUCACCCAGCAUUUCAUUCCCCGUCGAAAGGAUUGGAUUGGCAUCUUUAGAGUGGGAUGGAAGACAACCCGUGAGUAUUACACCUUCAUGUGGGUUAAUUUGCCCACUGACCUAAAGAGCGAAUCCACCAAACAGCAGGAAGUACAAUUUAAAGCUUAUUACCUGCCCAAGGAUGAUGAGUAUUACCAGUUCUGUUAUGUGGAUCAGGAUGGUGUGGUCCGGGGAGCAAGUAUUCCGUUCCAGUUCCGCCCAGAAAACGAGGAGGACAUCCUGGUUGUUACCACUCAGGGCGAGGUGGAAGAGAUUGAGCAGCACAACAGUGAGCUUUGCAAAGAAAACCAGGAGCUGAAAGACAGCUGUGUCAGCCUCCAGAAGCAGAACUCAGACAUGCAGGCUGAGCUCCAAAAGAAGCAGGAGGAACUAGAAACCCUAAAGAGCAUCAACAAGAAGUUGGAACAGAAGGUGAAAGAGCAGGAGGACAGUUGGGAGGCAGAGCUGCUUCAACUGAGAGUACAAAACCAGAAGAUAUCCUCAGAAAAUGAGCAGAUGGAAUUCAAAGUGGAUCAGCUUCAGGCCCAGCUGUUAACUCAAGAGAAACAAAUGGAGAAGCUUGUUCAGGGAAAUCAAGAUAAGACACAGCAGUUGGAACAUCUGGAAAAAGAGAAUGACCAGCUCUUUCUCAGUUUAACUGAACAGAGGGAGUACCAGAGGACGCUGGAGCAGACAGUGGAAGAGUUGAAGCAGAAAGAAGCUACUGCAACGGAGAAACAGCAGGAGUUAACGGACCAGAACUUGGACCUGUCAAAAAGACUGAGUGAGAACAAGAUUAUAUGCAAUGUUCUGCAGAGAGAGAAAGAGAGGAUUGAAAGAGAAAAUGAUCUCUUGAAGAAGGAGAACGGCAGAUUGAUGAGUUACAUGGGUCUGGAUUUCGACUUUUUGCCAUAUCAAGUGCCUACUGCACAUCAAGGAGGCACAGGACAAAGCCCAGAACUCGUCUAUGGAAACCCAUAUUCUGGUAUCCAAGAAAGUUCUGCCCCCAGCCUGCGCUCCAUGAAGAAAUGCCCCACCUGCACAUCAGACUUUGCUGGUGACAUGUAUGAUCACACAUUGGAGGAGCAGCACCUCCAGACCCUUUAUCUGAAUUGUCCAAUUUGUGACAAGAGCUUCUCAGCAAAAGAAAAGCAAAUCUUUGAAGACCAUGUGUUCUGCCACACUCUAUAAGUGUCCUAGCCUCUUGGAUCUAUACUGUACAUAGAUUUUAUAUAGUAGGACCUAUAGCUUUCACUAUGAGUGUGACUCAAGAUCCUGCCUAACCUGAAAUUAUUAGGGGUGUAUUCAGUCCUGCUGCCCUAAAGAUAGAGAGAUUUUGAUUAUCUGAAGGAUCGUGUUAAGGGCUAUUAUACUUCUAUCCAUGUAGGUUACCAUCUUUUAAAGCACAGAACUCUCACUUACGGUGCCCAUUCUUCCAAGGGCCUUCAUUCAGUACAGGGGCCCCGGGGACAGAACUGGCUGUUCACAACAGGCCUGACUCAAUUACUAAGUGAUUAGUGUUCCAAGUUGUCCCACAGCCACUAAAGGCAGUGUAUUUGUACUCAGUCCUCACUCCUCACCCUGGGGCUGGAGAUUGACCAGAGGUUGAGAAUUUCUUCUUCUUCUUCCUCAGGUCUCUGUCUCCAACUAAUUGCAUUAGACUAGCCAAAAUAUGGCAUGGCAGAGAACUCAGGCAUCCAAUUUGGAUACCAAAGUUUUCUUUUCUUGAUUUCUCAUUUCCCAAUAGAAGCAACUUAUCCCGAAUCAUGGGCAUGAAAUGUUAUUUCAAUCACAGAAAGCCUUUCUCUCUGGAUACCUCUGAUUGGCAUUUUCUACUUUGAUGUUUCCUAUGCACAUAAUUUUUAUUGUUGUAAGUCCUUUCUUAAUGGUUGGUAGGCGUUGUUAGAAACUGUAUGGGUUUGCAACUUUCUGAGCAGGUGAGUUUGAAUAUGGAUAUGACAGAAUAAUGAUAACUAACGUUAGUCUCUUUAAUACUAAAAUAAACUAGUCCUCUGUUUCACGGACUUUGGUAAUUUAACAUAAA